AGGAGCGACCCCUGCCAAUGUCAUCCUCGGCCAUCGAAAGGAAGAGCCUGGAGCCCUCCGAGGAGCCAGUGGAUGAGGUGCUCCAAAUCCCUCCUUCCUUGUUAACAUGUGGAGGUUGUCAGCAAAACAUUGGAGAUCGAUACUUCCUGAAAGCCAUUGACCAGUACUGGCAUGAAGAUUGUCUCAGCUGUGACUUAUGUGGGUGCCGACUUGGAGAAGUGGGAAGGAGACUAUAUUAUAAACUGGGCAGAAAGCUCUGUCGAAGAGACUAUCUCAGGCUUUUUGGCCAAGAUGGUCUCUGUGCCUCCUGUGAGAAGAGAAUCCGAGCCUAUGAGAUGACCAUGAGAGUAAAGGACAAAGUGUACCAUCUGGAAUGCUUCAAAUGUGCUGCUUGCCAGAAACAUUUUUGCGUUGGUGACAGAUACCUUCUCAUAAACUCAGAUAUAGUAUGUGAGCAAGACAUCUACGAGUGGACUAAGAUCAAUGGGAUGAUAUAACUCACUUGUGCCUCAUAGUUACAUUUCAUGAGUGACAUAUAUAUUUAGCUAUGGUGAGGUUAUUGCUCACAUCUUUAUGCUUUCUCUAAGGGGGAAAUGGAACAGAAUACAUAGGCAUUGCAUCCAACAAAAUAAGUGAUGAUUGAAUAAAAGACAAAAUUAUUUCUUUUAGCAAAUAUGCUGUGAUGACAAACUGACACUAGAGGUAAUGAUUGAAACUAGAAAACCAAUAUAAAGCAACAAUGGAUACUUUUAAAUUGAAGUGUGAUAGGUAACUUUAUGGAUUUUUCUUCUCUAACCUGGUACUUUUCAGAUAAAUUGAGUCUACCAGUCCCUAGAAAUCUAGCAUUUGUUGUCCUAAGAUUUCUGGCAGAAGGGUGGCCUUAACACUCUCAGACAAAAUUGUUCAAUUAAAUUUUGCUUAUUUUGUAUCUAUUUGUCUAGAUUAUACUCCCAGCACUAAUAUUACAUGUAAGAGCAUCAGGAGAGUUGUAUGUCUGAAGAGGAAGGGCCUCCAAAUAAGUGUAGCCUCCCCCCCCUUUAAUGACACUUUUCUUUUUGAAAAUGAAAGUACAAUUUUUGUACCAGUGCAAAAGAUGAUACCUCAUCAGAUAUAAUUAAAUCUUUGUGAAAUCCAUGAGAGUUAAUGGCAUGUAACUGGGAAGGGAGGAAAGACUGCAGCCUUAAAUGGUAAUUAUUUCAAAUAAUGAAGAUGGAUAGCUACUUUUUGUUAAUGUUGUUGGAAGGUGAGGAAUUCCACUACUCCUUUCUAUACAAUAUUUUUUUUAAGUUCUUCAACUAUUUUAUUAGAAAAUGUAAAUAUAUUGUAUGUAGUAAGACUUAAUUAAAUAGACUUGAUCUAAGAGUUGUGAUAUUUUUCAUUCAAUACACUGGCAGCUUUUUUGAUUAUCAUUUUAGUGCAAUAAAUAUAUAGCUGUUGUAUGGCUCAUUUAUUUGUACACAGAGUAUCUUCCUUUGAGCUCAGAUUUUGUUUCAACAGACUUAACAACAUUGUUAAUCUCACUGUAUUAAAUAGAUUCAAAGGAGAAAAUUUAAGUCUUCCUAAUAAUAGAAGAGGUUAAUUUCCCCAACCUUUUGGGGAUGCAGCCAUUAUUUAUCUUGAUUGCUAUAUGCAUUGCAAUAAAUGUUGUAGGUGCCUAAUUAAUUUGUGAUGUGACUAGUCAUGAAUUAUUUGACUCCUCUAUGCGCCAUACAUAUGCUGCCUGAUAUUGUUUAGAUUAUUAAAAUGAGAUGAUGCUUUAGGUGUGAUUCUGAUAUUAUUCUUGCAUUUUGAGAACAGAAACAUUUGCAAAGCGAUCCCUGACAUGUAGCAAUGCACA
Protobothrops mucrosquamatus (brown spotted pit viper) is the source of this 1837-nucleotide messenger RNA. It is a transcript of the gene LMO2, whose product is annotated as LIM domain only 2. The record is from RefSeq and is a predicted model, not a curated record. NCBI's taxonomy places the organism in Eukaryota, Metazoa, Chordata, Lepidosauria, Squamata, Viperidae. The transcript is spliced from 3 exons. Gene Ontology annotation, cellular component: nucleus. Bases 18 to 497 code for a protein of 159 amino acids. Gene Ontology annotation, molecular function: transcription coactivator activity; DNA-binding transcription factor binding. Gene Ontology annotation, biological process: positive regulation of transcription by RNA polymerase II.